AUGCCCCUGAGCCUCUCUCUCGCGAGCCGAGUCGGAGAUACGGUUCUCCUCCUCUUGUCUGGUGAGAAGCCAUCCGGUGAUGAGGAUCAACGCAAUGACGCAGAAGAGCCAGAUGGCGGAGAAGGUGAUGACUCCGGCGGUGGAGGAGAAGAACGCGUUGAUCUGGUUGAUUUGGUCCAUGUUGAAUGGUGGAGAGGAGGAGACGAUUGGGGCAGCCAUGGCUAUUUAGUUGGAAAAGCACUGAAAAAAUAUUAUAGGGGAUGUUGA
Molecule: messenger RNA, 267 nt
Organism: Caenorhabditis remanei
Lineage: Eukaryota; Metazoa; Nematoda; Chromadorea; Rhabditida; Rhabditidae
Exons: 1
Coding region: 1-267 (88 amino acids)
Source: RefSeq, a predicted model, not a curated record